AUGUCGUUUAUUGUUAAUGAUGUGAAUAUCUACGAUGAAUUUCUCCAAGGAUUAAAUCAUUCAGAAUGUGAUGAUGUAGUCAUCAAUGAAAUCGACCGAAGAACAUCUCAGAGAACUGUAUCGGGUCGAUGGGAAGAAAAAAAAAAUAUAAAACAUUUAAACUGGAAGAAGAGUGAUUUCGUAAGGUUGGGUGGUCUGUUUGCUUUGGCUUUCAACUCACUUUUUUUCGUGGAAUUUAUGAGAUUUCUUAUUGGGAAAUAUUGA
Molecule: messenger RNA, 264 nt
Organism: Clunio marinus
Lineage: Eukaryota; Metazoa; Arthropoda; Insecta; Diptera; Chironomidae
Source: the annotation of a GenBank genome assembly